Messenger RNA from Blepharisma stoltei, 1028 nucleotides. The record is from the annotation of a GenBank genome assembly. Lineage: Eukaryota; Ciliophora; Heterotrichea; Heterotrichida; Blepharismidae.
AUGAGAGAAAAAUAUAAACCAAUCACAAAAUCAAGAGCUGAAGAGCUACAUAAGCCAUCAACUAAGCAGCAAAACCUACCUUUUUCGUUUUUAAUAAAUCCACUUGAUGACGAUGCGGUCUCAACCAACAGCUCUUAUCAAGCUUUGCUGACACAAGAAAAUACCAUAGAAAAUGCUAAUAGCACAAAAUCGAACUCCAGUUUUUCCUUACUCACCUUUUAAGUUGGAGCAAAACUAAAUUAAAAUUCAAAUCUUAUGCUCAAUUUAAGAAUUUUAAAAAAUAAGUUUAAAGAUGAAAAUACUAUUUUGAUAAAAUUAGUUUUGACCUAAUUUAAUGGAAAAAGUGCAAUAGAAUGCUAUUUAAACAGUAUUCACACUGAAUCGAUUAUUUUUUUAAAUUAUUUCUAUAUAAAAAUAAAUUAAAAUAUAAAUUAUUCUGCCUCAAAAUAUAUUUUUAUUUAAGAUUUUAAAAAAUUUAUUAUAGAGAAAAAUUUGUUCCAAUUUAAAUUGGAGGGAGCUAGAGCUCUCAAAAAUACCCUCACUAACCUCAAUCAAAGACAAAAACCCACUAAAAAAUCAAAGGCUCUCACCAAAGGUCCAAGGAUCCAGAAAAGACAAUGGCCUUCCAUUCCAACGCAAAGCCCGCAGCAUAUCUCCAUUGCGAGAAUCCCUCACAAUUUCCAAGAAAAACAACCAUUUGCUAUUUCCUAAAGGCGGUCCAGUCACACCAAUAGGAAGUGAGGAAUGGGAAGAUGGGUUUUCCGGAAUCGAUAAAAGAGAAAGAAACUCCACAAAAAACGAAGAAGAUGAAGACUUAGAAGCUAUAAAAGCUAUAGACCUUUUCCUUGAAUUUUCCAUUAAAAAUUCCAAUCUAUUUUAUUAGACAAAAAUUUAAUAAAAAUCCCUAUAGAUAUUUGCAAAUGCUCGAAGAAUCCUAUAAGCCAACAGAUAGAUAUGAAGAAGACACUGAAGAAUUCGACAUAGGAAAUAUCAUGAAGAAAACUAAGGUAAAUUUUGUAUUUGUUUAA